Punctularia strigosozonata HHB-11173 SS5 is the source of this 1002-nucleotide messenger RNA. Its product is annotated as FAD/NAD(P)-binding domain-containing protein. Bases 1 to 1002 code for a protein of 333 amino acids. Gene Ontology annotation, molecular function: flavin adenine dinucleotide binding; oxidoreductase activity, acting on CH-OH group of donors. The record is from RefSeq and is a predicted model, not a curated record. The transcript is spliced from 9 exons. Lineage: Eukaryota; Fungi; Basidiomycota; Agaricomycetes; Corticiales; Punctulariaceae.
AUGCUGUUCCUGUGCAGCUUUCUUCUGUUUUCGACGUCCCUCGCUGCGGUCUAUGAUGAUGUAUCAAGCCUACCCCAGAAGAACUGUGACUUCGUGAUUAUUGGCGGAGGAACCUCGGGGCUUGUAGUUACCAAUAGGUUGUCCGAAGAUCCCCGAGUGUCGGUGCUAGUCCUAGAAGCCGGGCUUUCCAAUUGGAAUGUUUUAAACUCCGAGGUCCCUUUCCUCACUCCUCGGUUGUGGGGCUCCCAGUAUGAUUGCAACUACACGACGGUUCCGCAGCCUGGUUUGAACAACUGUUCGGUCACGUAUGGACGAGGGAAGUUACUAGGAGGAAGUAGCUCGAUCAAUUCGAUGGCGUACACAAGGGGUUCUGACGAUGACUGGAAUAAAUACGCGGGGAUCACUGGUGAUCCGGGCUGGUCUUGGGAAGGCAUACAACUGUAUAUACGCAAGGCCCGUCACUUACUUUCCAACCCGUCACGUUUCGAUCCGCGGUAUGAUCCUGCGUUCCACUCUGACGCCGGUCCCCUGCAAGUUAGCUUGACCAGUUACUUCUGGCCGUCCACUCAUCGCGUCAUACAAACAACGGAAGAACUUCCUUCUGAGUUCCCGUAUAACUUGGAUGUUAACUGUGGUGAUCCAUCGGGAAUAGCUUGGAUUCAGGCUACAAUCGGAAACGGCACUCGUAGCAGUGCGGCGACCGCAUACCUCAAUGACGACUUUGCGGCUCAACCCAAUCUAUGCGUUCUGAUACACGCUCAUGCUACCGAAGUCAAUCGUGUGACACGAUUGACUUCGAACAAUCGAGAAUUUGGGCAGCCCGUAUUCGACUCCGUCGAGUUUGCGUCGAGUGCUGACGGUUCUGGGUACAACGUCACGGCGCGAAGGAGAUCGUCCUUGCCGCGGGUACCUUCAACACACCUCAGCUACUUCUGUAAUCCAGGUGGUACCAUGGUACCAUUAGUAUCAACUCCACCAAUCCCUUCCAGGCUCCACUCAUAA